AUCCUGCAAGCAUGUUAGAAUUACAAAAGCUAAACUUGAGAUGCUUUUCCACCACAUAUAUCGCUGCCAACGGCCAACAUCAAGGCUUUCCCCAAAAUUAAAACCAAACGGGCUUUAUUUCAUCCAGCCAUGUCUCUUUAAGGAGGGGUCGCAGGAGGCGAGCCGGCUGCAAAGCGUCCUUCUGGUUUCCAAGGAAACGUGGGAAAGGACAGUGCAGACAGGACGGGAUAGUGCGAGACAUAGCUUCUUUUACAGAUAUUUUAACACUUUGACAGAAACUUUCAACAUAUAAGAGAACAAAAUUGGAGAUUGAAUGCUAUAAAUUCAUACCCAGUUGUUUAGGUAAGUUUUUCGCCCUUCUUUCGCUCUUUUGUCUUGACAUAAAGCGUUCACGCGAGCAUGAAUGCUUGGGUAAUUAUUCUAAAUGUAACUUAAUAUUCUUGCGCCAUUUUCUCAGGUGUAUAGACCAUGUGGCUUAGCUUUCUGUGUUUGUUAGGUGGUAGAAUAGUCGAACUAUUUUUAUUUCUCUCUCAUAAAAGCCUGUUCAUAUUUCGCAUUAAUUAGUCCAAGCUGUCCAUCAUACCUGUGUUUGUUUAGCACCAGUUGAAUGGUAUGUUAUUUCUCGGUUGACUACCUUGCUCAAUGAUUUACUCGCUUGUGUAGGCUACUCACUGUUGAAAAAAAAAUUAUACUUCUGUUGAAGGGCAAUGACUUUUACAGUCUCCGUUACCUUCUAAAUCCUUGUGCUUGUUUUGUGAAAGAAAAAUAAUUUUAAAGAACAUGCCUGCAUGUGUGUACAUAUGUACAGUGCAUUAAUAUUAAUCUGUUUGUGUUUCUACAGUUCAACAGGUGAAUGUGUGGACCUGUAUCUAGGAGCUGGGAGACAGAUGGAGAAAGACACACAAGCACUGCCACCCCAUUCUCCUCUACAUUCCCCCCAGAAUAAUUCAGAAGCUCUUUCUCUAUCCCCCUCUCUUCCACAGCCUGCUGCUGUUCUGCCUGCGUCCCUCCCUUCCUCCCCAACCACCCCAGCCUCCUAUCUUCACUUUUCAUCAACCCCUCGGGUAUAUGGAGGAUCACACUGCCCGAGUCCUUCCACAGUAUCUGAUCAGGAUGACCUGACCUGCCUCAGCUGGUUGCAUCAAAGAGGGGACCUGUUGCCCUUGCAGCCCCUGCCCAGAAUCACUACACUGCCUCAGAUGUUAGAGCCCGUUCCUGCCCAACAGCUGCCUCCCACCCCUGCCAAACCCCCGUACUCUUUUAGCAGUCUCAUCUUCAUGGCAAUAGAAGACUCGCCUGAGAAGAGACUCCCAGUGAAAGGUAUUUAUGAGUGGAUUGUCGACAACUUUCCCUACUAUAGAGAGGCUCCGGGUGGAUGGAGGAACUCUGUCCGACACAACCUGUCCUUGAGCAAGAGCUUCCAACGAAUACAUCGAGACAAGAGUCAAUCUGUUGGAAAGGGCUCAUUAUGGCGUGUUUGUCCAGAAUAUCGGCCAGCUCUUCUGGAAGUUCUUAAGAAAACACAUUAUUGCCAUCGUACCAACAGCAACUUGUUGAACAAGCCUGUUUUGUUGGAGGCGACUGAUAAUGGGCAGAACAUUUUGGGUGAGACCAUGGAAAUUUCAGAUCUAGAUUCUCUGUCCUCAAACCCGCCGUGCUCUUUGAUACCAGAUCAUGAGGAGCUGGUCCCCAUGGAGUCUGUGGAACUUACAGAGGUUGCUGGCGAGGAUUCAGAGAAAGAUCCAUUGGCAGACAGCGGUUACAUUGAGUUACACUACUAUCAGUAUCAGCAAUAUCAGUACCUGGUUCUUCCAGGAGACGCAGAGCUGGACCUGGAGACGGUUGAGAUACUGCAGCUUGAUGCAGAGGCUCAGGAAGCUGCAGGGUCACUGCUUGACCUCGCGGGAGGAAACCACUGAGAGAGGAGGGUUAAUGGGGAGAUGUGGCCACUGUGAAAACUCUGGGCUUGAUGUACUAUUGACACUUUAUAACUGCCUGAACUUUUACUUACUGUAAUAAAAGGUGCAACAUAAGCAAUCCCAAAUAAUGUAGUGAUUUGAAAAGACAUUUGUAGCAACUGACAACAGCACUGUGAGGGUAUCCUUGGUAUUAGUAUAUUGCAUGUAAUUUGGCUGAAAAAAGCAUCUGGAAAAUGAUGAACUGUCAUUAAGAACAAAAUAUUUAUUGUUUAUUGUCAUGUUUGACAAGUAAUAUUUAAUGCACUUCCAUGCCAUUGUUCAUUAAGUCCCUCCCAUUAAAAUUCAUCUAAAGAUUUGUUGUAUUCUAGGUUAAAAUUAGAGGGAUAAAGUUCUGAUGUCCUUUUUUUUUUUUUUUUUUUGUAAAGAAAAUUAGGUUUUUACAGUAUGGAAUUGUUCAAAUUGUUCAAAAUUAUGAACAUAUUCAAGUAUUAUUGAGAAAAACUGCCAGCUUUUAGUUUAGGUAGAUGAAAAUAUUAAUAUCUAACCCUUAUUUCUGGUUGAUUAUUAUUAUGCUACAGCAUUCUGUAGUGAUUCGUUUUCUGUGUAGUAUGAUGCAUGUCAUAUUUUGCUUUAUUCACGUGUUUAUUUUUUUAGUUUAGUAUGUUAAACAGGUUGACACUAAAUGGCACUCUGAACCCAUCCUCUUCAUGUGCAUCUCAUUUAGCAAUAAAGUAUUGAAAUAUUAUGAUGA
Ctenopharyngodon idella (grass carp) is the source of this 2670-nucleotide messenger RNA. Its product is annotated as forkhead box protein N2. Bases 789 to 1919 code for a protein of 376 amino acids. Gene Ontology annotation, biological process: regulation of DNA-templated transcription. The record is from RefSeq and is a predicted model, not a curated record. NCBI's taxonomy places the organism in Eukaryota, Metazoa, Chordata, Actinopteri, Cypriniformes, Xenocyprididae. The transcript has 4 exons. Gene Ontology annotation, molecular function: DNA-binding transcription factor activity; cis-regulatory region sequence-specific DNA binding. Gene Ontology annotation, cellular component: nucleus.